AUGACUAUGAGUGAUACAAAGGCGAAGGUGAAGAUUGGGAACAACAAGAAUGAAGUAUUCGAUUUUAAUAAAGGUGUAAAACAGGGAGAUGGACUAUCAGGCACCCUUUUCCUAGCGGCAUUGCAUCUAGCUGUAAAACAUAUCAAUCAAAGGGGAACAAUAUUCAACAAGUCCAGCCAGAUAUGCACAUAUGCAGACGAUAUAGCGCUAAUAGCACGCACGAAAGAGAGAUUAAUUGAAAUAUACAAAGAAUUAGAGAAGAGAGGCAAAAACUUGGGCCUGAUAGUGAAUGUCAGCAAGACCAAGUACAUGGUAUUGUCAAAAUCAGAAGUGAGAAGGAAACCAUGCAGUCUGUUCAUAGACCAGAAGGAAUUUGAAGGCGUCGAAAAAUUCAAGUAUCUCGGCAAUAUGUUGGAUAGCAAAGCAAAAACAACGACAUGA
Messenger RNA from Bemisia tabaci, 441 nucleotides. NCBI's taxonomy places the organism in Eukaryota, Metazoa, Arthropoda, Insecta, Hemiptera, Aleyrodidae. The record is from RefSeq and is a predicted model, not a curated record.